Molecule: messenger RNA, 1129 nt
Organism: Dendroctonus ponderosae (mountain pine beetle)
Lineage: Eukaryota; Metazoa; Arthropoda; Insecta; Coleoptera; Curculionidae
Product: ras-related protein Rab-30
Exons: 5
Coding region: 297-899 (200 amino acids)
Cellular component (GO): trans-Golgi network
Molecular function (GO): GTP binding; GTPase activity
Source: RefSeq, a predicted model, not a curated record
UCACUUGCCAAUUUGACAGUAACAUUGACGUCCCUGCAGUUUUCAUAACAACUAAACAGCUGUGAGUUUUUCGGUGAAUUUGGGCAAAAACCAUGAAAACUGGAAACUAAAGUGAUAAGAGCCCGCUUGCUAAUCAAGUGCCGAAGCCCCUUGACGGUUAACAUGUCCAAACAGUGCCAGGGUUCGUAAACUUGGGAGAACACCCCGCAACUCUCCACAGGAUCGAACCGACACCGCAAUUUUCAGCCAGAGUAGUAAAUGGUGGUUUUCGCAGGAUUUGAGCGGAUAUUGAGACAAUGGACGAUUACAAGUUCCUGUUCAAAGUGGUGCUGGUGGGCAACGCAGGAGUGGGCAAGACCUGCCUGGUGCGGCGCUUCACCCAAGGCUUGUUCCCGCCGGGACAGGGGGCCACUAUAGGGGUGGACUUCAUGAUCAAGACGGUGGAAGUGGGCAACGAGAAAGUGAAGUUGCAAAUAUGGGACACUGCAGGCCAGGAGCGGUUCCGUUCGAUCACCCAGAGCUACUAUCGAUCGGCACAUGCCCUUAUUCUGGUCUACGACAUCUCUUGCCAGCCCACCUUCGACUGUCUGCCUGAUUGGCUGCGGGAGAUUGAGGAGUAUGCCAGCAGCAAAGUGCUGCGGGUUUUAGUAGGGAACAAAAUCGACAGAGACGAUCGCGAAAUUCCUACGCAGGUGGGCGAGGAAUUUGCCGAAAGACACAACAUGUAUUUCCUGGAAACAUCCGCCAAGGAGUCCGACAAUGUGGAGAGACUUUUUAUGCAGAUCGCCGAGGAUUUGAUGAAACAAGCCCGGAUGACCAACGUGCCCCGAUACGACCCCAACAACUACAACGUGGACCCGGCCAGCCAGGACUCGGGCUGCUGCAGCCGAUUGAACUAAACUAGCCCCCUAAGCUUAAGAUGUGUGUAGACGCUUGGUCGCAAUUCGACACAUUCCAACGAGAACUAAUUCUUCGUUAACCUAGUUGUACUUAAUUCCCUCUAUUGUACUUAUUUAUUUUUUUACACGGUGCAGGUGAAGUUCGUUUAAUACAUGUUUAUCUUCCGUAACUGUCCAGGACAGUUUAAGCCAAAGAUUUAUCGAUUAAUAAAUGUGGAAAAUCCAACCAA